AUGAGUGCUACAGCAGACAAGCCUUUAAAAGAGAUUCCAAAGCAAUAUAUAAAUCCUCUUGCUGAGAAGGCCCCUACAGAGGGUCCUCGUGUGAAUGGCAAGAAUUUCAAGAUCAAAAAAGAUGCUUUUAGAGUGCGCUCCCUUGGAGUGAGAAAACUCAACACAUGGGAGCUUCGUGAAAAGAAAAAACUUGAAGAGGAACAGUAUAAGGCAAGAUUGAGAGAGCUCAAGCAGGAGAAGGAGGAUGAGAAGAACCUGAAGAUUGCUGAGAUUAAGAGAAGACGUGAGCUCAAGGAAGAGAAGGAGAGAUACGAAAAAAUGGCAGAGAAGAUGCAUAGGAAGAAGGUGGAGAGGAUGAGAAAGAAGGAAAAGAGAAACAAGGCCUUAAGAGAGCGUUGA
Molecule: messenger RNA, 399 nt
Organism: Candidozyma auris
Lineage: Eukaryota; Fungi; Ascomycota; Pichiomycetes; Serinales; Metschnikowiaceae
Exons: 1
Coding region: 1-399 (132 amino acids)
Source: RefSeq, a predicted model, not a curated record